AUGCCUGACGAUGUAUCUCUAACAGCCGGCCUCGACUACACAUCUACUGGGACAUGGGAGGCUGAAAGAGUAUACACGCAAGAGAACCUUACCGCUGCCGAUGAAGCAUGGCUCGCGCUGAACAUCGACUACGCAUUCGUCGCGCUGCCAACUGAUCAGGCACGCGAGAUGGACCUUCCGGCAUCGCUUCGUUUCCCGUGGGACCAUAACAAAGACAUGUAUCUGCUCUCCUCGGUGCAUAGCGUGCACUGCUUGCAAGUCCUCCAUCGUUCCAACCUAGAAUACCGCACCAACCACACCCAAACAUACACCACCGAGCACCUCCUCCACUGCCUUGAGAAUAUCCGCCUGGACCUAACCUGCAACGCCGACGACACCCCUCGGUUCGUGCCACGCACCGCACACGAAAGUACGGUCAAGACCGGCGUCGACCAGCUCCGACAAUGCCGAAGUUGGGACGCCCUGGAGAAGUGGGCAAAGGAGCACAGUGCGUGCUUCAACUAUCAUGAGUUCGAGCGCAAGGAGCUUGAGGAAAACGUGGUGUAUCCGGCAGCGUGGAGCUUUUGUGGCGAGGGGAGUGAGUAUUUGGCACAGGUGCAGCGAUUCUAUGGCAAGGGCGUGGAUUGGGUGCUGAAGGACGGAGGAACACCGGACAUUGAUGCGAUCAAGGCAGGUAAGGGAAAAUCCCCGAUUCCGGUGCAUCGUGCUGGUGGUGGUGGCCAUCAAUGA
Cyphellophora attinorum is the source of this 729-nucleotide messenger RNA. RefSeq lists its product as uncharacterized. Gene Ontology annotation, biological process: mycotoxin biosynthetic process. NCBI's taxonomy places the organism in Eukaryota, Fungi, Ascomycota, Eurotiomycetes, Chaetothyriales, Cyphellophoraceae. Bases 1 to 729 code for a protein of 242 amino acids. The record is from RefSeq and is a predicted model, not a curated record. The transcript has 2 exons.